ACUUUUUCAAUUGAAUUUGAGCCAAAAGAGGAGCAGGGCUGUUGAGCAAAAAUUCCAACUACAGCUACGUGCAACUAUAGUAGUUGUAGUUGUUGAGUGUUGCCCUCACCGUGUGCGGUUGGUGAGGACGACGAAUACUCCAACGACACCAUGUCAACGCCCUGCUCUCCGGCGACCCUCGCCUUCCUCGCCUUCCUCGCCGCCGUCGCCUUCCCAGCGGCAGCAGCGGACGGCAACGACGGCAUGACGCACCUCCACCUUUACAUCCACGAGACCAUCACGGGCGCCAACGCCACCACAGCCCUGCUCAACGGCUCCCCGCUCGGGGGCAACUCCUCCUUCGGCAGCCUCAGCGCGAUCGACGACGAGCUCCGCGAGGGGUCGGACCCGACGUCGCAGUACCUUGGCCGCGCCGAGGGGCUGCUGGUGCAGGCCGACCUGGGGAGCCCUGCGGCGUCGUGCACCAUCCUCAGCCUCGUGUUCACGGACGGGGACUACAAUGGCAGCACGCUGGUAGUGAACGGCCGCUCCGACUUCGGCGGCGACGGCAAGGCCGUGGUGGAGCGCGGCGUGGUGGGCGGCACGGGGAGGUUCCGGCGGGCGAGGGGCUACAGCCUGAUGACAAAGUUCGGGAACCCCACGCCCAGCACCGUCGUCUUCGAGAUGGAACUCUACGUCAAGAUCGGUGUCUAAAUCAGCUCUAGCCAGUUACCUACUUUUUAGAGUGUGUAUCGUCCUUCCGGUUUGUGCUUGCCAAUAAGAGCUGAUAGUGUGAAUUAAUUCACAUCUUUUGUGGUCAAAUUAUGCUGAACCGUGUACUUCCAUGUUCUUCAUUUGGUAAAAAUCCGAGAGCGACUGAGUUAUUGGAUUUUGAUUUUUUUUAAAUAAUAAUAUUUAUUGGAAAAUUGUAAAAAUAUAAUUCAAAAUGGAAA
This is a messenger RNA of Phragmites australis (common reed), 932 nucleotides long. Its product is annotated as dirigent protein 1-like. Lineage: Eukaryota; Viridiplantae; Streptophyta; Magnoliopsida; Poales; Poaceae. The transcript has a single exon. The coding region runs from base 151 to 693 and encodes 180 amino acids. The record is from RefSeq and is a predicted model, not a curated record.